Messenger RNA from Trichoplax adhaerens, 2703 nucleotides. RefSeq lists its product as uncharacterized. Lineage: Eukaryota; Metazoa; Placozoa; Uniplacotomia; Trichoplacea; Trichoplacidae. Gene Ontology annotation, cellular component: dystroglycan complex; dystrophin-associated glycoprotein complex; sarcolemma. The transcript is spliced from 2 exons. Gene Ontology annotation, molecular function: calcium ion binding; laminin binding. The coding region runs from base 1 to 2703 and encodes 900 amino acids. The record is from RefSeq and is a predicted model, not a curated record. Gene Ontology annotation, biological process: nerve development; axon guidance; muscle attachment.
AUGAAAGAAAAAGAAAAAAUGUACUUGCUUUACAUGCUAACUUUAAAUAUUGUUAGUGGGGUAAUUAAUGCCUGCCAAACAUGUAAUCAACCGUUAGCUAGUUUUAGUCAGGAAUAUAUUCCUUAUUCGAGCUUGGACAUUGGUCUUUCGAAUGAUAAAAAUAUCUCAAUAGACUCUCAAGAAUCGACAUUAUUUGAUGAAAUUCAAUCAAAUAACAUAAAUCUACAAUCUGGUUAUAAUGAAUUAGAUAAUUCUAUGAACCUAUUUACUGAAGAAUUGAAGACUAGCAUAGCAAACAAUGUACCAUCACAGUUUUCGAAUCAAUAUUCCGGGAUUGCAUAUUCUAUGGAAAUGUUAGCCAGUAGUCCUCUUAAUGAAAAUACGUUAGAUCCAGCAGAAAGUUCUUUUGUGGAUUUAUGGUCUACUGAAAAUUUUGAUGCGAGUUCCGGAUUUGAGCUAGUUCAUACAAUUGUAACGACACUAUUUGAUGAUCAACAAACUGUAAGUAUCGAAUCUAAGCAUCAAACAGUUACUGCAACACCCACGACAGAAUCAUUUAUUCCUGAAUUUACGAUCAGUGAUAAAGAUUCUGGUUCAAACCAAUUAGAAGUAACUUCGUAUCCUUAUAAUACAUGGGAUUCCAUUGAUGUUUAUAAUACUCUGUACAUCACAUCUGAAUUACUAUUAGUAAAAUCAACAGAACCAUCCUCAUCCACGCUUAAUUCUGAGUAUCUCAUUUUGGAAUCAAUGAGCACUGAUGAUUUAAUUAUUACUAGCACUAGUUCAUCCCAGCUUGAUGAGAUAGACGAAUCAGGAAUAAUAAAUUUUAACAGCCAUACAACAUCUAUGGUGAUAUUUACAUAUUCAGUAGAUAUAUAUUCUUAUUCUCCAUCUCAUAAAACGCAAAUGCUAUCGAAUAAAACGGUAUCCAAGAACCCGGAUAGUUCUUUAUUCGAAGUGACAUCGAUUUCAAAUCAAUUUUCAGGUUUCAGCGGCAAUUCUAUUACUCCGUCAACUUAUUUACAAAAUACGCUCUCGACACUAGGACUGGCUUCUAGUAGUAGCUACCUAUCGGCUGUUGAAAUUUCUGAGAUUUCUUAUUUACAAUCAAGUCCGCCGGAUAGCUCUUUGGAAUUACUUGAUACUCAAAAAACUGCAAUUUAUCCUGAAUUCAGUACUUCUAACGAAAUGAUGAGCUCUUCUAAUUAUCUAUUUACUUCUUGUUUAUCGAGAUGCGAUAGCCUCAGUUACACAACAUCAAUUUCAAGCUAUUCCAUAAAUUCAAUCAAAGAGAUUUCCUUCCAGCUAGAAUCUGCAAUAACUAGCAGCUAUGAAAGUUCUUGCUAUCCAUCCUGCACGCUAAGUCAGAGUCUGCAGCUGGAAGUUACUGAGUCGAGUACAUCGACUCUAAAUAUUAAACCAACUUCACCGUUAGCUAAUGUAACAUCAACCAUUAAUGCCAUGUAUCCCAUUGUAAUACAAAAUAUAGGAGCAUUAAACGCGAUAGAAGGAAUAGUAUUUAAUUUUAAAUUGCCAAGUAAUUCUUUUUAUGAUGUUACUGAUGGCUUUACACCCAAUCUAAAUAUUCAUAUGAUACAUAGCAACGGUAAUAAUAUCUCUGCUCAUUCAUGGAUACAAUUUAAUGCAAAUAGUCAAGCCCUAUAUGGCCUACCGUUGCAAGCUUCUGUUGGAAGUCAUUAUUACAAUUUCACUAUCACAAAUACGAAAGGUUUUACACUCCUCUAUCCUAUUACGAUUAAUGUAAGAAAGAUGUAUAUAAAUGCAACUAUCAAAGAUUAUUCUAGAUUUAUAUUAGCUAUUGAUAAGCCUUUACAGCUAUUUGCAAACGUUAGUAAAAGAAUUGAUUUAAUUUCGAGAAUUGCGUCUUAUUUUGGUGACUCAAAUACAAGUUAUAUUACAACUUUGUCGCUUACUAAUGGUUCGACAAUUAUAACAUGGACUAAUGCAACCAAUCCUCCCAAAUUAUGCAGCUCUUCUUUAUUUGAGAGGUUGACAACGUUGCUUGUCGAUGCAAAUGGCAAGGCAAUCAAUAAAUUUGUUGUAGCAAUGUUGCCUGAAUAUCCUAUUAUAUCAGUAGUAAGAGAGUUAUCGCAAUCAUGCAAUCAAAAUUCUAAUUCUUCACCAUCUAUCUUAACAAUUGUUUUAGUUCCAACGAGUAUAUUACUACUAAUCAUAAUUAUUAUCACUCUAAUAAUUGUUAUGCGUAAAAGAUAUGGAACCAAAGAGCCUGAUUUGGAGUUGCAUACAUUUUACAAGUCUCGUAAGCCAAUGGUUAUGGUUAAAGAAUUAGAACCACCAAUGCCUAUAGCACUAUCGCCUGAAAGCGACGUUAAAGAUGCUAUUAUAAUACCUGAAAAAUCUUAUGUAAAUGAAUUCGAUAAGAAAGAACCUAGUUUAUCGAGUUCUGGCGGUAGCUCUUUGUCGCUUGAUAGUUUGGGAACGACAUCAUUUUGCCCCAAAGAACACGAGAAAGAGCUAGAAUCACUAUUUAGUGAUGCUAAUAGAACUCGAGAUAUAUCAUCUCCAGAUAGCUACCAUUCCUUUUUGCAACAAAGUAUGUCAUUGUCUUGUUCGUUAGAUCGAAGUAAAGAUUAUGAUGACGAAUUUUGCUUAGAUUCUCCGUCGUUGACCUCAGGUUAUAGUACUAAUAGAGAUGAAGAAAUGACUGAAUAUAAUACAUAG